Molecule: messenger RNA, 720 nt
Organism: Podospora anserina S mat+
Lineage: Eukaryota; Fungi; Ascomycota; Sordariomycetes; Sordariales; Podosporaceae
Exons: 6
Coding region: 1-720 (239 amino acids)
Biological process (GO): translation
Cellular component (GO): ribosome
Molecular function (GO): structural constituent of ribosome
Source: RefSeq, a predicted model, not a curated record
AUGAAGCUGAACAUCUCCUACCCAGCCAACGGCUCUCAGAAGCUCAUCGACAUUGAAGAUGAGCGCAAGCUCCGCCCCUUCCUCGAGAAGCGUAUGGGCGCUGAGGUCCCUGCCGAUUCCCUUGGCGAUGAGUGGAAGGGCUACAUCUUCCGCAUCACUGGUGGCAACGACAAGCAGGGUUUCCCAAUGAAGCAGGGUGUUAUCGCCCCUACCCGUGUCCGCCUCCUCCUCUCCGACGGCCACUCCUGCUACCGCCCCCGCCGCACUGGUGAGCGCAAGCGCAAGUCCGUCCGCGGCUGCAUCGUCGGUGCCGAUCUCUCCGUCCUCGCUGUCGCUAUCGUCAAGCAGGGUGAGCAGGAGAUCCCCGGUCUCACCGACACCGUUCACCCCAAGCGCCUCGGCCCCAAGCGUGCCACCAAAAUCCGCCGCUUCUUCGGCCUCAGCAAGGAUGACGAUGUUCGCAAGUACGUCAUUCGUCGCGAGGUCACCCCCAAGGGUGAGGGCAAGAAGACCUACACCAAGGCUCCCCGCAUCCAGCGUCUCGUCACUCCCCAGCGCCUCCAGCACAAGCGUCACCGCAUUGCGCUCAAGCGCCGCCAGGCCGAGAAGGUCAAGGAUGAGGCCAAUGAGUAUGCCGCUAUCCUUGCCAAGCGUGUCACCGAGGCCAAGGCCGCCAAGGUUGAUGCUCGCAAGCGCAGAGCUUCCUCCAUGCGCAAGUAA